GGUCGGGGCCGGGGAGCCCCGCGAGCCGCCGCAGCGGGGUCCCGGGGCCGCGGAGGGGCCAUGGCCGCCGGCGGCAUCACCACGCUUCCCACACUGCCGGAGGACGGCGACCCCGUCUUCCCGCCCGGCCACUUCAAGGACCCCAAGCGGCUCUACUGCAAGAACGGGGGCUUCUUCCUGCGCAUCCACCCCGACGGCCGCGUGGACGGCGUCCGCGAGAAGAGCGACCCACACGUCAAACUACAACUCCAAGCAGAAGAGAGAGGGGUUGUGUCUAUCAAAGGAGUGUGUGCAAACCGGUACCUUGCUAUGAAGGAAGAUGGACGGCUGCUGGCUUCCAAGUGUGUUACAGAAGAGUGUUUCUUUUUUGAACGGCUGGAAUCUAAUAACUACAACACUUACCGGUCCCGGAAAUACUCCAGUUGGUAUGUGGCACUGAAGCGGACUGGGCAGUAUAAACUCGGAUCCAAAACAGGACCUGGGCAGAAGGCCAUACUGUUUCUCCCGAUGUCUGCUAAGAGCUGAUUCACUUCAGAAACUGUUAAGGAGAGAAAAGAAUGUAUACAACUAAGUUUGGACACCUGGUUUGAUAACUCAUUAUGUAACAGUAAAACACUUAACCAUUACCUCAGUAAAGAAAAACAAGUUUUGGAAAAAA
Molecule: messenger RNA, 658 nt
Organism: Peromyscus eremicus (cactus mouse)
Lineage: Eukaryota; Metazoa; Chordata; Mammalia; Rodentia; Cricetidae
Gene: Fgf2
Product: fibroblast growth factor 2
Exons: 3
Coding region: 61-525 (154 amino acids)
Biological process (GO): positive regulation of cell population proliferation; cell differentiation; positive regulation of gene expression
Cellular component (GO): cytoplasm
Molecular function (GO): growth factor activity; fibroblast growth factor receptor binding
Source: RefSeq, a predicted model, not a curated record